AUGUUCAUCUACCCCUCGCCAGCGCCAGCGCCAACUACGGAUCGCGUUCUGGCUGGUGCUCUUCAUCCAAUGCCAAUUACAAAGUGUAUCAAAUUUACUGGACAAAGUCGUGCACCGUUUGCUGGUGCAGGUGCUAAGGUGGGCCAAACGGAGAGAGCAGUCGAGGGAGCAGCUAGUGGUCCAAGUUCAUCGAGCAGAAGCGAGAACAGAGUAGUCAUGUUUCCUCGACUAAAUUUACUGGUAUAA
Messenger RNA from Botrytis byssoidea, 246 nucleotides. RefSeq lists its product as uncharacterized. Lineage: Eukaryota; Fungi; Ascomycota; Leotiomycetes; Helotiales; Sclerotiniaceae. The coding region runs from base 1 to 246 and encodes 81 amino acids. The record is from RefSeq and is a predicted model, not a curated record. The transcript has a single exon.